Messenger RNA from Caenorhabditis remanei, 492 nucleotides. RefSeq lists its product as uncharacterized. Bases 1 to 492 code for a protein of 163 amino acids. NCBI's taxonomy places the organism in Eukaryota, Metazoa, Nematoda, Chromadorea, Rhabditida, Rhabditidae. The transcript is spliced from 4 exons. The record is from RefSeq and is a predicted model, not a curated record.
AUGAGGCAGUCGACGUGCCAUCUCUUUUCACUUCUUCUUCUCCUUAUUCUAGUAUUCAUUCCAUUUGGUGAUGCAUACAAAAACUAUGAAUCGAGCCGAAGCCGACAAGCUGUUGGUUAUCACGUUGACAAUGUAAUGAAACUUCGUUGUCAUCAAUGUAAUCAACCACAUGACUGUGCAACCGGAGUCUGUUAUGGUGACAUUUGUGUCAAGUCUCUUGUGAAUAACCAUUAUGUAAGCAAAGGAUGCGAGAAUUUAACGAUCUCGAGCAGUGUUUAUGAACCACAUCUCAAAAUGAGAACAUAUUGCAAAGAGGAAGAGGUCCAUCAACUAUUGAGUGAAUCUUCCAAUUGUCUUCAGUUCUCAACAUUCGUGAGUUUUCAUCAAAGACAUCAUCGAAUUCAUGCUCUUCGCAAAGUGAAGCUCCACAUGCUACCCAUGGGAUAUCGUCAUGUUUUCCAUUGUAAGCAAUCUCCAAAUGAACUGGAGUGA